This is a messenger RNA of Paramecium tetraurelia, 711 nucleotides long. RefSeq lists its product as uncharacterized. The record is from RefSeq and is a predicted model, not a curated record. The transcript has 2 exons. NCBI's taxonomy places the organism in Eukaryota, Ciliophora, Oligohymenophorea, Peniculida, Parameciidae.
AUGUCAGAAAACUUACAAAAUCAAAAGGACUUUAUACAAGAGAAUUAAUUGAUUAAACAAUCAUUACUCCAGUAUUGGCUCAAGAUUUCAAAAACUCUUGAUGAAGAAUAUGAAGAGAUUCUUUAAUUGGGGUCUGACUCUGAUCCUAUUGAUAUUAUUAAUGCAUUAUUUAUAAUUGAAGAUGCUCGAUAAGAAUAAUUGAAGUCAGAUAAACAACAAUUAGAGACAUUGAAGAAUUAAAUUGAAUCAUAAAAAUAAGAAAUUGUUGAUUUGUAAUAAUAAAAUGAGAAAUUACCAUAAUCUAAUAGCAAACCAGAAUUCAAUUCCGAAGUAAGACAAUUAGAGAUAAAAAUCAAUGAGUUAUCCUUAGCACUUGUGAAAAGUAAGGAAGAAAAAGUUAUUUACAUGGAGUAGGCUCAAAAAUAGAUAUAACUUCUUAAAGAAUAAGAAUUAGAAUUGAAGAGCAAAUUAUAAAUGAUGUAAUUUGAAAAGUCAAAGAAAUCAUCCUUUGCUGAAAUAGAAGAAAACGUAAGGAAAGGUUCUAAAGAUUAUAUUGAAGAGGACAUUUCCAGAUAAUCUGUUUCUCCUUAGACAUAAAAAAUCAAAUUAGAUCAUUCCAAACCAUGCAUAAGUUAAAGCUUGAAAAAAUUAACUAAAGUAGAUUAGGUUUAAGGAGCAUCAUAAUCAUCCUUUAGGUUUGGUAAUAAAUGA